Molecule: messenger RNA, 1670 nt
Organism: Xenia sp. Carnegie-2017
Lineage: Eukaryota; Metazoa; Cnidaria; Anthozoa; Malacalcyonacea; Xeniidae
Product: probable serine incorporator
Exons: 13
Coding region: 298-1461 (387 amino acids)
Cellular component (GO): membrane
Source: RefSeq, a predicted model, not a curated record
AGAUAUUUUGCGAAGUGAUUGAAAACGUCAACUAAAACUCAAGUAAAUAAUCACAACGAAGAAAAACAUAACCGCUGCUUUUUUCAUAGGUUAAGCUUUAACUAUGGGUGCCGCUCUGGGAGCCAUUGGUGGACUGAGCUGUUGCUCCUUAACUUCGUGUGCAGCUCCAGCUGCCUUCUGCUGUGGUCCAUCUGCUUGUUUUGUUGUUGUUCACGAUGUCCACCAUGCAAGAACUCAACAUCAACAAGAAUUGUCUACAGUUUCUUUUUAUUUCUUGGAAGCAUUGUCUCUGGUAUCAUGUUGACUUCUGGUAUCAAGGAAAAACUUAGGGAAAUUCCAUACUUGUGCAGUGAUGAAUGCCCCGCCAACAGUUUGGUUGGUUACACAGCAGUAUACAGAGUUUGUUUUGGCAUGGCUGCCUUUUUCUUUCUGAUGACUUUAAUGAUGAUCAAUGUUCAAAGUAGUAAAGAUGGAAGAGCAAAAUUUCAGAAUGGGUUUUGGAUUGUGAAAAUUCUUUUGUAUCUUGGCUUGAUCACAGCUGCAUUCUUUAUUCCAAAAGGCAAAUUUGUCCAAGCUUGGAUGUACAUUGGACUUUUUGGUGGAUUCAUUUUCAUUCUCAUCCAGCUCAUACUACUGAUUGAUUUUGCUUAUAAAUGGAAUCAAUCGUGGAUGGAGAAAUGGGAAGUAAAUGGCCAAAAAAAAUAUGUCUAUGGUCUUGCCAUUGCAACUGGAGCUAUGUACCUGAUUUCACUGAUUGGAUACAUACUUCUGUUUGUAUUUUAUACCAAGACAUCUGGUUGUGGUCUGAACAAAUUUUUUGUCAGUUUCAAUUUGUGCCUAUCAUUACUGGUUUCUGUUGUUGCUAUCUUACCAAAAGUGCAAGAAGGUCAACCAAACUCAGGGUUGCUUCAAGCUUCAAUAAUCACUUUGUAUACAACAUACCUGACUUGGUCUUCAAUCUCAAACAAUCCAGACGAGGAAUGCAAUACAGGCAUAUCGUCUGGAUUCCAAAGUCACUCCGUUUUUGCCGCACUCCUUAUGUUUGUGAUGGUCGUGUAUUCCUGUCUGAGAACAAGCAGUUCAUCCCGUCUUGGUGAAAUAGGAAUGACAAGAAAUACGGAAAUGGAGGAAGUUCUUUUACCAGAUUAUGGCGAAGAAGAAAAUGCGGACAGAAACGAAGAUCCUGAAAAAGGCGAACAAAAAUAUCAAAAUGUUCAUGACGACGAAGCACUUGGUGUUACAUACAACUAUUCAUUCUUUCAUUUUACAUUUCUACUAGCAUCUCUAUAUAUCAUGAUGGUGUUGACAAAUUGGUACAGCCCUCAACAUGCCGAUAUUACAACUCUGAACAGUAACAUGGCUUCAGUGUGGGUAAAAAUGGCGUCAAGUUGGUGUUGCUUGGGCCUGUAUUUAUGGUCGAUGGUUGCACCCAUUGUCAUGCCUGGAAGAGAUUUCUCCUGAGAUGCAAAAGAAAACUAACUACUUUUUGCUUUAUUGGCACAAAAAAAAUAUAUACAACAGGUCGACACUGUAUUUGUAACGAUAAACUUAAAAUUAUUUAGUGGAAACCUUCCACAUGCCAAGCACAGCAAGGCUUCAUUUUAACGUUCACUGUCAUGUAUCAACAUUAUAUGAAAUAAUAAAAAAUACUAUGCAAGAAUGUACCUUUA